GUGACGCAGCGCCGGGAGCGGCGGGGCCGGGCCGGGGUCCCGCGGCCUCGGGAUCCUCUCAGGGACCGUCCCGGGCCGGGCCGCGACACCGCGGGGACAGCGGCGCUGGGCAGAUUUGGCAUAAACCACAUUACAGGAAGAAAAUGACCCACUGGUUCCAUCGCAACCCUCUGAAGGCUACAGCUCCCGUUGCAUUUAAUUAUUAUGGGGUAGCCACCACUCCAGCUGCAACAAAAGUUUGCAAUGACUUGAGGUUAUCUCGAACACGGCUCUUGGAGCUGUUUACAGAUGCAAGUUGUAAUCCAGAAAUGAUGAAGAAUGCAGCUGACUUGUACUUCUCACUCCUGCAAGGUUUUAUCCUUUCACUGGAUGACUCUUCCCAAGAGUGCAAGUUGAGAUACAUUCAGAAUUUCAAGUGGACAGACACGUUACAAGGACAAGUCCCGAGUGCCCAGCAGGAUGCAGUGUUUGAACUGAUUUCCAUGGGAUUUAAUGUAGCUCUAUGGUACACAAAAUAUGCAUCAAGACUCGCUGGAAAAGAAGAUAUAACAGAAGAUGAAGCAAAAGAUGUUCAUCGCAGCCUGAAGAUAGCAGCUGGGAUUUUUAAACACCUGAAGGAAAAUCACAUUCCAAAAUUGAUUACACCUGUGGAAAAGGGAAGAGAUUUAGAAGCUCGACUUAUAGACUCCUACAUAGUACAGUGUCAAGCUGAAGCUCAAGAAGUGACAAUUGCUCGGGCUAUUGAGCUGAAACACAAUCCAGGCCUAAUAGCUGCUCUUGCUUAUGAAACAGCCAACUUCUACCAAAAAGCUGAUCAAACAUUAUCCAGUUUGGAUCCAACCUAUGCAGGUAAAUGGAGGAAGUACUUAAACUUGAAGAGCUGUUUCUAUAUGGCCUACGCAUACUGUUACCAUGGCCAGACUUUGCUGGCAAGUGAUAAAUGUGGGGAAGCAAUCAGAUCUCUGCAGGAAUCAGAAAAAUUUUUUGCCAAAGCUGAAGCAUUGUGCAAAGAAUAUGGAGAAACCAAAGGGCCUGGGACUACUGCCAAACCUUCUGGACAUCUUUUCUUUAGGAAAUUAGGAAGUUUGAUUAAAAGCACACUAGAAAAAUGCCAGAGAGAGAAUGGAUUUAUCUAUUUCCAGAAGGUGCCAGCAGAGGCUCCCCAGCUGGAAUUGAAAGCAAACUAUGGCUUAGUAGAGCCUGUUCCUUUCGAGCUUCCUGCCUUGAAUGCACACUGGACUUCUGAAACAGUUGCAGCAUUUGAUCUCACCAAGAGGCCAAAGGAUGACACGGCUAAACCAAAACCAGAUGAAGAAGUAAAACCUCUGAAGGAACCAGAUAUAAAGCCUCAAAAAGACAGUGGAUGCCAGAUUUCUUAAGUGCCAUAAGUGCUUUGAAGUCUCUUUGAAACUCCUAUUCAUAGGACUCUGGGGCUUUAGUUCUGAUCUUUUAUUGAUUCUCCUUUUUACAUUUAGAAGACUAAUUUAAUUUACCUUUGUUAAUAUCUUGCUUAAGAAUGUGGUGGAUUUAUAGGAGGUUAUUUAUAUCUGAUUUAUUUUUGAUUUUAGUGGGAUAUCAUAGAAUGAGUGGGCUUAAAUGUUCCUAUUGUGCCUCUAGGGAGUUUCUUUUUGUGGGUUUAGUUUUACCCACAAAUAGCAAAGGCAGUAUCAUGAUUGUAAUGCUUGAGGAUUUUUCCAUUACUUUAUAUGCUGUGUCAUGUCCAAUUCUGCAAACAGAAGUUUGCACGAACAGUUAUAUUUAUUCAAGUUUUGUCAUUCAGGCUUAGCACCCUGUCGUGUUCCAAUUCACCUAAUUGUAGUGAGGGAAGAAAAUCUGGGUUUGGUUUGUAACACUCCUAUGGUAUUUCACAGGACUUGCACAGAACUUGGGGAAACCUCAAGUUCUUUAUAACAGGAGCACAGUUUAUGUUCUGAAACUAUUAACCUCUAUUCUUUCCUCUGUACAUUAGGGUUUUUAUAUCAGAAUUUGUAGUAAGGUACCUUAUCUUUGUCUGUCCUUUAAUCCAAAUCCUUCAAUAUCAAAGUGUAUCUGAAAGUGAUGCAGCAAGCAAUAUGGAAAUGCUUACAAGUAAAGCAUCCCUGUGUCAUUCAUUCAGAGUUUUUAAAUCUUCAAAGCUUUGUUAAGUUUGAAAGCUGCAGACAGUUCAGAUCUCUUGGCACUGGAAUUCCCACAGCUGUCUUGCUAAGGUAAUGGAUUUAGAAUCAAGUUGCUGUGUUUCCAUCUGGGUGGUGUCUAUAAGAAGCUGUCAGGAGAACAGGCAGGAAAGAUGAACUGAAGAGCUGAUGGCACAGCUGGGAAGCCAAGCUCUAGAUUUCCUUUAUGCCCUGUGUAAGCAGUGCUGCUUCUCAGCUUUUGCAGUAUUGCACUGAAAUCAGCUCUUUCGGAAGAAAACUUGCCAGAAGCCAAGCCCAGUCAAGGCUAAGAAAGAAAGGAUUUUGCAGAAUUUGCUGCUUCCAUUCCUGCCUGCUGUGGAAAAUGUGACAGCAUUCUUUAGUGCUGAGCACUGCAAAACAGCCGUGACAACAAAAACAUCUUUCUGAUUUGCUGCAAGUGCAAAGUUUUAUGAUGCAUGUGUUGAAGUGAGAGCCUUGCAGUCCCUGGGUACCAGUUGCUGCACUUCUCUUUGCCUGAGAAAGAAACAGCAGCCUGACUGUAAUCACAUUCCUCACUUUGUACUCUUUGUUCACCUUCCACUGUGCUGUAAUUCGGUGCUUCUAAAAUCUUUCAUGGGGCUUGGAGACACUCAGCUUAGAGAGCAGGUGUGUAACUCCCUGAAGGCCUGGGGAACAAAAGCUGCUGAUGAGGUUAAUAGGGAACUCAAGACUCUUCCUGAGAUACUGGACCAAAUUACAAAAUUUGUUAAUACAAAAGGCAAAGAGACUUUUAAUGCUGGCUGUUGUGUGUUGAUCAAAUGCAGACCUCCUUGCUUUCCGUGACGGAUUUUUCUUUCUGUCAGUUCUGCAUAUAAAAAUAAGUGUAAAGUGAGCUGAAUUUUUUUGGAAGAAGUUUCUGUUCUGCAGGGGCCUAGAGAAUAAUGAGUAUCAAGAAGAAUAUAUACCUGAAAUGGCUCCAUUUCUUCUGGUGCUGCACAGGGACCUGUGGUAUGUUUCAUGAAGAGUUACUCAAAUCUGUUCCUAACUCAGACUUCUUGCAUUGUUAAAAGACCAGCUUAGGUUUUGCCUAAGUGUGGAGUGUGGAGUUAGUUUUCUUAUAUAGAUUUUAAUUCUAAAAAUGUAUUUCAGCUGUAGUCAACAACAUUUGCUCAGCCUUCCCCCUUUAAGGAUCAAGAUGCACUGAGUUAACUCAGUUUCAUAAUCACCAUUUUUUUAGCUACUCACUGUUUUUCAGAAUUCUUUGUCAAUACACAUCUCAACUGAAUUAGUUUUCUUUAUCUAAUAGAUAGAUAAAGAAAGAUCUAGACUAGAUCCCAUUUUCCCUCCUCCCCUCAUUUUCCCUUCCAUCUGCUACAAACUGUGGCACAGAUAUACCCUUAUUUCCUAAUGCACAUGUUGGUCCUGGGAUUCAUUUCCCAUGCAGCUCCUACUCGUGGGUGGGUUCCAGUAGAGGAAUAUCUUAAAAUCAAAUUAACAAAUCAUGACUAAAUCAUUCCCAAACAUCUUGGUAGGAAAGAUUAUUUUAUGGACUUGGAAUUCUUUGGAUGCUUUCUCAAACCGAGUGGUUUUUCUGAAUCAAGUUCACUGUAAAUAAUUUGGGGCAUAACCAAGUGAAUUGUGUCAGAUGAUGACAUUACUUAAGCCUAGCAGUGUAACCUCUUACGCCAUAGCUGUUUCAGUAAAUAUGAUGUAGUAGUUUAAAAAUAGACUAAUGGAACAAACUAAUUCACUUAACAUGUGUUGCUUUUCAAGACAAACUUUGUUUACUUGUAGCUAAAAUCCUGUGGCAAACAUUGGAUGGUUUUGCCAAAAAAUAAGAAGCUGGAGACUGUUUAGUUUGCAAAGUAGAGAGAGCUGUGAGGCAAUGAGCAGCUUUCUCUUUUGGUUUUGUUGGCUAGUAGCAGGAAUUACUGUAAAUAGGAUAUAGAUUAACUGUCCAAUAUGCUUAAGGAUAUGGGUGAAUGAACUGGGAGUUUCCAUGAAUCUGGAAACCCAGCAGCCAUGUUCCUUCUGUUAUAGCUCCCUUUAGUAAUUUUUAAGAGUGAGGUAUUUUGAACGGUGACUUUUUAAUAUUCUAAUGCUGCAAGAGCCUUUUUUUCUGGCCUCUCUCUGGUUUGAGAGGUUCUCAUGGCUAAGCCUGCAAAUCUUGUUGGUGUAAAUAGUCUUUAAAAAUUUGUGCCCCAUCUGAAGCAGGACAGAACUGCAGCUGAAUAAAAUACGGAGUGCUGGGCCCUCUGUUUUGUGCUUUAAGAAAAGCAGUGAUUGUCUUUAAUCUACUAUAAACCAAACCAUUAAGCUCUUUGUAGGAUUUCUAUUUAAAUACCUUCCUCCAUGUAUUUAAAUAUACUUUUUCCAUGUAUUUAAAUACACUUCCUAUGUGUUCCUGGGUUUUCAGUAGUUACUCUCCAUCCAGCAUGUGACACACCUACAGCUGGGGGACUAAACCUGGCCCUUGGAUGCUGAUGUCUGCCUCCCACUGGAUUUGGUAGAGUUUUGCCUGUCAGCCUAGGGAUGGCAUUUGGUCACUUGGAUGUUCAGCAUGGAUCUGUGGUGUGUCUGUAACGAUGGUAGUUGUUUGUACAACAAGCAGGAAAAUGGAUCCCUGUGUCUAUGUAGAAUAGAGACAACUUUGCACUUUAGAAAUUUCUUGUCUUGCAAAUUUGGUACAAUACAAUAUGCUUGUAAAUAGUCCUUCCUGUCAUUUUGUUGCACUGAUUUCAGUAGUGUGAUAUGGGUAAGGUUUUAAUGGGAAACAUUACUAAAAUGUAUUUUUAAUUGUCUGUGUAUAAAACAAACUCAUGAAGCAUAUCUCUGCCUUUAGUAUUGGGGAACAUGAGAGGAGGCAGCAGCUCAUCUGUCUUCCAUGGGAAUUCCCAGAAGUGAAGACUUUCUGUCUGUUGGCUGCGGGGUGAAACAUUUCAUCCCAUCCCUGUGUCUGGUAUCUAAACUGAAGUUUCAGCAUUGACAUAAGUCCUGUUCAUGCCUAUUAGUUAUCCCUAAAAAGAUUCUAUCUCUAAAGAUCACUCUUAAAUUGCCAUAGUAGCAUAAGCUGCUUUUUUUUUCCUUUUUCUGUGUUUUCGUCCUGUCACUGGCCCAGCUGAGUGAGGAAUAAAGCACAGUGAGUAGGACUGGCAUGGAAAAGCCCCUGCAGUGUGUACCUGUCUGCAGGUUGUGAGUGCAGUGUAAAGGCCUUUCCACAGUGGCCACUGGUUUCACUCAGACCUUUCCCUGCUGGUGAUGCUCUCAAAUUCAGCAAAGGUCCCAUGGCAUCCCAGGGGACCCUUGAUUAGCUUUUUAUGUAGGAAGGCUUCCCUCCUUUGGUGCUGGUGCCUUCAUGGAUUACAAGCUUCCUGAAGCCAUCCUGUACUCUGAGUAAUCCCACUUCAAUGGAAUCAGCUCUGAGAUUACUGACCGAGCAGCCUUACUUUGUGAAGACAGUCACCAUGCAAUCUUAAGCUUCAUAGCUGGAAAAUUUGUAUAUAGCCACGAAUUUCAGAAUGCCAUUUAAAAUAAACAAUCUUCAAGUAUUA
Messenger RNA from Parus major (Great Tit), 5665 nucleotides. It is a transcript of the gene BROX, whose product is annotated as BRO1 domain and CAAX motif containing. Bases 144 to 1379 code for a protein of 411 amino acids. Lineage: Eukaryota; Metazoa; Chordata; Aves; Passeriformes; Paridae. The transcript has 13 exons. The record is from RefSeq and is a predicted model, not a curated record.